UAUUUGCGCAUACAAGUUGGAAGCUAUCUAUCGAUUUCGUGAAUGGAAGCUAUUAGAAAACAGGCCUCCAGACUCCGAGAACAGGUCGCCAGGCAACAGCAGGCUGUUCUGAAGCAGUUCUAUGGAGGAUCAGAUAGUGUUGUGGCAGAUGAUGCUGAGCUCCAGCAGCACCAGAAACUUGAAAAGCUAUACAUAUCCACUCGUGCUGCCAAGCAUUUCCAGAGGGAUAUUGUUCGUGGUGUUGAAGGUUAUAUAGUUACGGGGUCCAAACAAGUUGAGAUAGGAACUAAAUUGUCAGAAGAUAGCAGGAAGUAUGGUGUUGAAAAUACAUGUACCAGUGGCAAUACAUUGUCAAAAGCUGCAACAAAUUUUGCCCGAGCUCGUGCUCAAAUGGAGAAAGAACGUGGGAAUCUGUUGAAAGCCCUUGGCACGCAGGUGGCAGAACCAUUGAGAGCUAUGGUAAUGGGAGCUCCACUCGAAGAUGCUCGCCAUCUUGCGCAAAGAUAUGAUAGGAUGCGACAAGAGGCAGAAGCUCAGGCUGUUGAAGUUGCCAGAAGACAAGCCAAAGUAAGAGAAGGAACUGCUCAUCCUGACAUAGCUUUGAAACUUGAAGCAGCUGAAGCUAAAUUGCAAGAUCUAAAGUCAAAUGUAGCCACACUGGGGAAAGAAGCUGCUGCUGCUAUGGCUGCUGUUGAAGCUCAACAACAAAGGUUAUCACUGCAACGGCUGAUAGCCAUGGUUGAAGCUGAACGAGCUUACCAUCAGCGAGUUCUUCAAAUUCUUGAUCAGCUGGAAGGCGAAAUGAUGUCUGAGCGCCAACGAAUUGAAGCAGCUCCUGCUCCAAGUGUGGAUAGUAUGCCUGUACCUCCAUCAUAUGAAGAAGUAAAUGGUGUGUCUACUUCACCAGUGGAGAACGGAGUAACUGAUAGCAUGGGCUACUUUCUUGGGGAGGUCAUGUACUCAUAUCAAGCUGAAUCAGAUGUGGAGCUUAACUUGUCAGUUGGAGACUAUGUUGUCGUUCGAAAGGUUUCAAACAAUGGCUGGGCUGAAGGUGAGUGCAAAGGCAAAGCUGGUUGGUUUCCAUUUGGAUACAUAGAGAGACGUGAUCGCGUUCUCGCAAGUAAGGUUGCUGAAGUUUUCUGAAGCGUACCAUGGUUUUGGUUUUGGUUUCACCAUGCGCUCGUGCAUGUGUAUCAUUUAUGCACUCAGUCACGGAUACAGUAAGGGUACUUGCCAGCUCCCUUCGUGUUAUAUAUUACCAGUUGCAAAUUUUGCAGAUUGAUGUAAUGUGUGCUGUUUUCUUGUGGUACAUUUUUUAUGAGACCUUUUUUCCGAAAUUGCCUUUGGGAAACCUUAUCCAUUUGUUCUGUAAAUCAGUUGGCUUUACCAAAAAUCAGGCCUAAAUGUUUUCCUACCGCAUUUUUCAUUGUUCCGUACAUUGGUUUCUGUUCUAGUUACCCAGGACUCAUUUUUAUUUCAGCAACAUAUACUUUUUCAGAAAACUGGUCUCUGUAUCAAUUGUUUUAUUGGCUACACGUGUUUUCCCUUGUGCUA
Molecule: messenger RNA, 1554 nt
Organism: Sesamum indicum (sesame)
Lineage: Eukaryota; Viridiplantae; Streptophyta; Magnoliopsida; Lamiales; Pedaliaceae
Product: SH3 domain-containing protein 2
Molecular function (GO): protein binding
Source: RefSeq, a predicted model, not a curated record